This is a messenger RNA of Exophiala viscosa, 1548 nucleotides long. Its product is annotated as aquaporin-like protein. The record is from RefSeq and is a predicted model, not a curated record. Gene Ontology annotation, molecular function: water channel activity. NCBI's taxonomy places the organism in Eukaryota, Fungi, Ascomycota, Eurotiomycetes, Chaetothyriales, Herpotrichiellaceae. The transcript has 3 exons. Gene Ontology annotation, cellular component: plasma membrane. The coding region runs from base 349 to 1449 and encodes 366 amino acids. Gene Ontology annotation, biological process: water transport; transmembrane transport.
CUGAUGUGGCUGGCCCGAGAGCCCGGAGGCGGUUGGCCAGAGGACGCAGUGCUUGUGGCGAGCCGACUGUCUGAUCUCGUCCUGGAGACUCCGCUUGCAGGCAUACGUAUGACAUGUUUUUCUGCAUUAGGACCCCCGGACGCAGUGACCCUAAGGCCAGGCAAGGGUUGGCCUACAUCGUUGCACAACUUGGUGCUGGGAUCAUGCCGUCACGGGCGCUCGAAAACUUUCUGGAACUCCCAAUGGAAUAAACACGACCUCUCGGGACGAUGUCUCUUCUGACCCAGGUAUCCAGACCUCAUCUUACCUGACAACUACCCCAGGUUCUGUACGAACACCGCCGCAAUCAUGAACGUCGACCGCCCUGCCCGUCGCAUACGCAUGCCCUGGAAAAACCGAAAUGACAUCCUUCCCAAUGAAGAAGAGACCACGGUCUCGCGCCGAGUUCCUCUGCUCGGCUUCCUACCUCUUGCGGUCAAGAACCAUUUCGUAGCCAUGAUGGCCGAGUUCACAGGGACAUUCCUCUUCCUGUUGUUUGCACUUGGUGGCACGAACGUGGUCAACACAGCACCAGCGGAUGGGUCCCUAGCUGCUGCCGAUCCAGCCAAGUUGCUUUUCAUUUCUUUGUGUUUCGGGAUGUCCCUGGCUGUCAAUGCAUGGGUGUUCUUCCGGAUCAGUGGCGGUCUCUUCAAUCCUGCGGUUUCCCUCGGCAUGAUGAUUGUCGGAGCAGUUCCUUAUGUACGUGGCUGCCUCGUUAUCAUUUCACAGCUCCUAGGCGGCAUCGCCGCCGCUGCCGUGGUGUCAUGUCUCCUACCGGGACCGCUCAAUGUACGCACAUCUCUUGGUGGAGGCACAUCGGUGGUACAGGGACUUUUUAUUGAGAUGUUUCUUACCGCCCAACUCGUUUUCACCAUCUUCAUGCUCGCUGCCGAAAAACACCGCGCAACGUUCAUCGCCCCUGUCGGCAUCGGUCUUUCUCUCUUCAUCGCCGAACUCUUUGGCGUGUACUACACAGGAGGCAGUCUGAAUCCGGCACGCUCUUUCGGCCCCUGUGUCGUACUGCAUUCUUUCUACUCCUAUCAUUGGAUCUACUGGGUCGGACCUAUACUAGGUUCCCUGCUCGCCAGCGGGUUCUACAUGCUGGUCAAAGCCCUGGAAUACGAGACUGUCAACCCCGAACAGGACUCUAGCGGGCAAGAAGGAAUGAUGUUCGACCCAGAGACUGGCGAAGAGGAGAAGGUUGAUCCCGAAGGCCCAUCGCAUUUGUACAAUUCUCGGAACGGUCAGCCAAGUGCUGCCAGCGCUGGGGCCGGCACCUUGACCGGGGGUGGAGCUCCCGCACAUGAUCUUACUACCCGAGCCAGCGACGAGAGGACCCUAACACGGCCCAUCAGAGGCGAACGCGAUCUCGAGGCAGGGCGAGAUAUUCAGGGUGCACCGGUGCCCUGAAGAUGAAAAGUCGCUUCCAAGUGUUAUAAUUUCAGACCUGGGUUCCAGGUUGCGUUGCAAAAAAGAUCUCACACUUCAGAUGUUAUUUUAUGAAUAUUC